UCGCGCACUUGGAAGCAAAAGAAUAGCAAAGUGAACAAAAACGCUCAAAAACGAUUCGAAACCUGUAUUGGUACCAACAAAUCUCACCGAGGUGUAGGAUUCAACCAUUUACCAUCAUGUGUACAUGGACAAAUUUCAAGAGCUGGAACAUCGAAUAUUCAAAAAAAACAUGUGACAAUUGCGGAUAACACACAACACGGCAUAAAAUCCAAGUCGAUUCAUGAUUUAUUGGACAUUUCGACAUCAGUUCGUAGGAACUUACCUGAACAACGACAAUUAACCAGCUCAGAAAAGGAUAAUAAUCCUUUGUCUCCAUCCAAUAGUAAACCAAGCGGAUUAUUUAAUUCCUCUGUUUUUGAGCAAUUGAUUGAGGAUAAUUUUGUUAAAAUUAAUCUUGAAGAUGAACUUUUAGCUCUUGGUAUUGGAUUACGACAAUUUGAGCACAACAAAUAUCAAGAGUUGAGACAAGUAGUGAAUAUGUUCAAUGAGACACAACCAGCAAUUUCCAAUGGUAAUCAAUCAAAUAGUAUCUUGAAAUUGACCAUUGAAAGGAUCCAAAGUCAUACAGAGAAAUGGAUUAAAUCAUUAAAGUUUAUUUCAUCUUUUAACAAUAUUUGUCUGGAUGAUCAAGUUUUGUGUAUUAAAUCACAAUUCGUUAAUCUGUGUAUUGUCAGUAGUCUUGGGAUCAUUAAUCCAGAGACAAAAUCGAUUCAGAGAAAUGGAAUCAACUUCAGUAUGGAAAAAUGUCCAAUGAUGAGGGAUCAAAGAUUCAUCAACUUAUUAUCCUCAAUGGAUUCUAAUCUUCGUAUGGAUCCAAUAAUUAACAUUCUUCUUGUAUUAAUCCAUCUCUUUAACUCCUCUACACCAAAUCUAACUUCUAAUUACAAUAUAAGAAAGGAAUACAUAAUUACCGUUCAUUUACUACAAAAGUAUCUUGAAGAGGUUCGAGGCUUAUCCCCUCAUCAGGCCAAUCUUGAAAUAUCAAAGCUCAUUGGUUCCUUAAACAAUUUUCUCAUUAUAUUCAAGGGCAAACAAAAAGUUAUUUCAGUUUCACUGAAAACAAUUAAACGUCAGUCGCAGUUAUUGUCGGAGAUUUUAGAAAUAAUCGAUUAAUAUUGUUAGGAGCAUCAAUCCUUAAAGAUUAAGUAAAAUCUGUUUCAUUCAUGAUAAUUUUUGUCUCUAUCACUUUUGCCAGGUCAGUUUUCAUUUAUUUUCCUUUCAUAAUUAGUUGGUGGAAGUAUUUUAUACCAAUAGAUACAAAUUAUAAAUCUCUAUCCAAAUAUAUAUAAAGAAUAAGUUUUGUAUAAUCAUCCAUAAAGAUCAUCACAAAAAGAUACCUGUCCCUAAAUUUAUUGCCACCACAUCUAUCAUGUAAUAGACUGAAAUUAUCAAGGUUGGAUUAAGUGAUAUCAAGAUAUACAUAUAACAAAUUAGUAGCAGAUCAUAAAAGUUUUGAUAAUAAAUUGAACUUAGUAAACAAACCGCUGAUAUUGAUACACUUAAAAAGAAAUCAAGUCGACUAACAAAGGUAAUAUUAUAGCUUUUUUCAGAGUGAAUAUUGCAGUCGAAAAUUUUCUUAUAUAAAAUAGCUUAAUGUCGGAGGUUAACUUUAGUAUAUUACUUGUUUGCUGGUUGUUCAUAGUUCUCGUUGUUUUCUUAGCAAAGUGAAGAAAGUGUGUUUUUAAGGUUUAUUCCUAUUAAAUUACAACGGUAGAAAUUGAGAAAUGAGUUCUAAUAAGUUUGAAUCGAAAGGUGACAACUCAAAAUCCUUGAAUCUUUUCAGCGAUAAGUGUUCAUGUAAUUGUCACCAUGAUCAAGUGAAUAGACAUCUCGUUGGAAAGGUACAAGAUGAACCAAUUAGAGGAAAUCCUUUGAAAACCUCGAAAAGUCCAACAAAUGUGACAGUUAUUGAUCUUACCGAAUCAGAUGAUUUGGAGGAAACAAAUUUAUCGUCAUCGCCAAUUAAAUCACGGAAACUUGGCCACUCAAAAAGUGAUCGUAAUCGUGUCAGCUCAUACAAUUCCAACAUUUUCGCUAAAUUGGUGGAGGACAAUUUUCUAACAAUCAGCUUUCAUGAUGAAGUUUUAGCUCUUGGAAUCGAAAUGAGACAGUUCGAACAGCAAAAGUUUGAAGAGCUAAAUCAAUUUGUUGAUCAAUUUAAUGAAAGGAAAACAGUGGAAAUCAUUCAGCUCAAAGAAUACAAGUUUAUUAUGGAUCAUCUUCACAAUCAGGAGACAAAUUGGAUUCUAUCAUUGAAAAAAGUCUCCUCGUUCAGAAAUAUCUGCGUCGAUGAUCAAAUUUCGUGCCUGAAAAUAAAUUACGUCGACUUGUACAUAAUCAGAAGCUUACUUAGUCUCCAUCUAAAGAUGAAUAGGAUCGACUUGACCAAUAGAAUGAGUAAAUGUCCAUUAUUUACGAAUCCUCUAUUUAAUCGACUAUUAUCAUCUAUGAAUAAACUUUUUCGGUCGGAUCCGGUUGUCAAUUUACUUAUUGUAUUCAUCUUCAUGUUUGAUGCCAACAUGCCCGAGUUAAAGUCACAUUACACAGUCAGAAAGGAAUAUAUUGUGACCGUUCACUUAUUGCAAAAGUAUUUGGAGCAAAAUGGAAUGACCAUAGAACAAGCUAAUCAGGAAAUCAAGAACUUCAUUUAUGAGAUGAGCAAUUUUCUCAAAUUGUUCAAUGGAAGACAAAAAGUUCUGGUCACUACAAAGUGCAAAAUGUUCCAUUCCCAAUUGAUAUCAGAACUUUUAGGAAUACAAGUGAAUUGACCUUUCGUUUAUCUAUUGAUACAAAAUAAUCUAAUAGAUUCUAGAUAAAUACUAAUAAUUGUUUCAAGUUUUCAACUUGAAAAUAUCUCGAAACAUGAUAAUUUAGUAGUGUAACAAGAGAUGGCGAUGGUAAUUGUAAUCGUGCCUUUGAUAAUUAAUGAUAAUUAAUGAUAAUUGUAUCAAUAAAUGUGUGAGACUUAGUGUUUGUUAGAUUGUAAUUCAUUAAUUAAUCGCUAUUAUCAAUAUAAACCAGCGACGUGUCAGUCAACAUAGAGCCAUUUACAGCACCAAUUUGAUUGACCUUUAUAGUUAUCGAGAUAAUUUUGAUGAUGAACCUCACUUGUUUAAGGCCACCUGAUAGAUCAUUAAUUAUUAUUGAUUAAUCGUAAUUAUGUAUUGUUUAUGUUGUAAGAAUCGUUGAU
Panonychus citri (citrus red mite) is the source of this 3190-nucleotide messenger RNA. RefSeq lists its product as uncharacterized. Gene Ontology annotation, molecular function: RNA polymerase II cis-regulatory region sequence-specific DNA binding; nuclear receptor activity. The transcript is spliced from 5 exons. The coding region runs from base 478 to 1113 and encodes 211 amino acids. Gene Ontology annotation, biological process: positive regulation of transcription by RNA polymerase II; cell differentiation; negative regulation of transcription by RNA polymerase II. Lineage: Eukaryota; Metazoa; Arthropoda; Arachnida; Trombidiformes; Tetranychidae. The record is from RefSeq and is a predicted model, not a curated record.